GAGUUGGAAUGCACGCAAGCCACGUAGCGGCCACCUAUCGCAAGACCAAGAAGCCUAGCGGAGGUAGUAGCCCCAGACCGUCACGUUCUAGUACAGACUCGAGAAAAAAACAGCGAAAAUCUUGCGGCGGAGGUGGAGGAUGGGCUCCAAUGGGGGACGACUGCUGGGUCCGGGGAGGAGAGGUGGGCGGAGAUAUGCGGAGCUACGACACGGCGAUAGUAUCCGGAUCUCUGUUUGCUCGUGCAAUUUCCUCAUCUAACCUCGAUAUCGGCGAGCAUCUUCCCAGACGUCUUGAUUCCAUUCUGGUUCACCCCGAGACCAUGCGACUGUGUGGAAUGGGAAUCAGUCAGCCAGUGGCAGUGCGGGGUGUAGAUAGUCAGAAUUCCCCACUCACUGUCUGCAAACCGUGGCCCUGCAAGAAAAUCGAAUUUGACGUUGUGGCAGUGUGUCCUGAUGUUCUGAGGUGUUGUGAGGAGGGGAGGGAGGAGGGAGUGGUGAGGGUUGAGGUGUGGAGGGUGCCUUCUCCAUCACAGCUCCCUCUUGCUAGCCAACUCCUUCUCUCUCCACAGUCUCCUGUUGACAUCAAUGUGCUGAAUGAUUCCUUCAAGAACUAUACUCGCUCUCUCUGUGAUGGGUUGUAUCUGUGUGAGGGGAACAAGGUUACAGUUCCGUUCUGCCGUGAAGACGUCCAGUUUACAGUAGAGAGAGUGGUACCAGCUGGUCUGGAACCAGACAUGGGAACGAGACUGAGUCUCGGGUGUCCUCGGAAUCUGACGGCCCUCCUGGAGGAGAGCCUUCAUCUCGACAUGUCCAGAUUGAGGCUGGAACACAGUCCACGCAUCAGCCCCUCUCAGUCGCCCAUUGCAACGAGGGGGUCCCCCUCUCAUUUACACCUCGUUACCAGUACACCAGGGAUGGAGGUGGACAGGGCUCAUUCCGGUACGGAAUCAGUUUGUCGACAGCUGGCACUUGCCGAUAUUGAUGGUGGGGGGAGGGAGGAAUCGUGUGCCUCGUUAGAGCGGGAAAUACAGGGGCUUGCCCUUGAAAGAGGGGACACUAGCGAGAGAGGGGAAGAAGAACAGGUAGAAGUGGUGGUGUGCAAAAUAACAGCCAAAACCGAGGUGGUGUUUGUCACCAGUGGCAAGAAAAACAAACACAAGGGGCGGGUGAUAACUAUGGGGGAAAUUGGAGGGCUCUCUCCUCAGAAGCAGCUGCUGAGGGAGCUGGUGCUCUACCCUCUCUCCAACCCCUCUAUCACUGGUGUCCAGUUCCCAAAGGGAGUUCUGCUGUAUGGGUCUUCGGGAGUGGGGAAGUCCCUCCUCGUCUCGGCUCUCUGCUCAGAGACUUCAGCCCACGUCGUCUCUCUCUCCCUGUCAGACCUCCACAGCAGUGAAGGCUCGGCCAGGCUUCAGAAGGUGUUCAGAGAUGCCAGAGAAAGGACUCCAAGUCUUAUUGUUCUGGAGGAUCUCCACUUUCUUCGAGCGUCGCCCGAGGGAAAAGCUGUUGCUUGCUCCCUCGUUGGUUGCCUCGACAACCUCCAUGCUACACACCCCUCGAAACACGUGGUAGUCGUGGCAACAACCAAUCAGAUUGAGGAUAUCGAUCCAUCACUACGGCGACCGGGGAGGUUUGAGCGGGAGAUUGAAAUCACUACUCCUUCAGCAUUGGAGAGGAGACAAAUACUAAAGGUGCUGAUGAGGGGCGUGGCACAUUAUCUAACUGUCGAAGAAAUUGGGGGUGUGGCCGACUCUGCCCAUGGGUUCACGGGAUCAGAUCUGAGGACUGUAUGCUUGCAGGCUCAGCACAAGGCCCUGAGAAGGCACCUGGGGGAGGGGGAAGAGGGGGAGGGUGUGGUUGUGAGAUGUGAGGAUGUGAGGAGUGCUCUCCCGGGAAGUGAGGCCCAGUGCCAUGAGGGAAGUAACAUUGGAGGUGCCAAAGGAGGUCAGGAGGAGGUGAAGAAGAGACUGAGAGAGGCAGUGGAGUGGCCACUCAAACACCCAGAGGCCUUCUCAAGACUUGGCAUAACACCUCCAAAAGGAGUUCUCCUGUACGGCCCUCCAGGCUGCAGUAAGACCAUGAUAGCCAGAGCUGUGGCCACCGAGAGUGGACUCAACUUCAUUGCAGUCAAGGGUCCAGAGCUGUUUAGUAAGUGGGUUGGAGAGUCUGAGAAAGCAGUAAGACAGGUUUUCCAGCGAGCCAGAGCUGCUGCCCCUGCAAUUAUCUUUUUUGACGAGAUCGAUGCUCUAGCAGUCGCAAGAAACAGUGGUAGUUCCUCGGUAGCGGACAGAGUCCUGGCGCAGCUGUUGACGGAGAUGGAUGGAGUGGAGAGCCUGUGCGAUGUCCUGAUUGUUGCAGCCACCAACAGACCUGACAUGAUCGACAAGGCCCUCCUGAGACCUGGGAGGAUUGAUCGCAUGAUCUACGUACCUCUUCCCUCUGACGAGACUAGGAGAGAGAUUUUCCAGAUUCGAUUCAGGAGUAUGCCAGUUGCCAGUGAUGUGUCAGUGGAUGAGCUCGUCUCGCUAUCUCAAGGAUUUUCAGGAGCCGAAGUUGUUGCACUUUGCCAGGAGGCUGCUCUGUGUGCGAUGCACGAAGACAUCUCCGUGGAGAAAGUCUCCACGUGUCAUUUUCAGCAAGCUCUGAAAACCAUUACUCCCCGGACCAAACCUUCUACUAUUGAAAUAUAG
Molecule: messenger RNA, 2687 nt
Organism: Geodia barretti
Lineage: Eukaryota; Metazoa; Porifera; Demospongiae; Tetractinellida; Geodiidae
Source: the annotation of a GenBank genome assembly